GCGCGCUUCUCCGUUCCUGCACGUCAGACGUGUCGCUCAGUCAGUUCUGUGCAUUCAAACCUUCCUGAUCUCCAUCUUGAGGAGAUUCCUACUCCAUCUGUUUUCUUUUAGGAGUUUAUUGUACACAUAAUGGGAGAAAUAAGGUUGCCGAGGCACAUGUUCUUGUGGUGUCUGUCUGCUAUUUAUAUGUUUGCCUUCGCGUCUCUUUACGUACAGAUUCCAGGUCUGUACGGGAACGAGGGUGUGCUGCCGGCGCGGUGGCAGUUGCGGGUGUCUGGGAAGAGUGUUGUGGAGCAGCUGAAGGAUUCUCCCACCCUGCUGUGGUUCGGUCCUCGUCUGGGUUUGGACACGCAGCAGUGCAUGGAGCUGCUGAGUCUGACCGGAGCUCUGCUCAGCUUAAUGACUCUGGCUCUGCCGGUACUCAGAGACUGCAGAGUCUUCCUGGUGCUCUGGAUACUCUAUCUGUCCCUCUACCAGGUGGGCCAGGUCUUCUUAUACUUUCAGUGGGAUAACCUCUUGCUGGAGAUGGGCUUCUUGGCCAUUCUCAUCGCUCCCAUGAAAAUGCCCUGGUCUUCAAAGGUGCGUCUCCAUGACAGCGUGACUUUCUGGCUGGCGCGCUGGCUGUUGUUUCGGCUGAUGUUUGCGUCGGGUGUCGUUAAACUGAACAGCCGUUGUCCCACCUGGUGGGGCCUGACAGCUUUGACCUAUCACUAUGAGACCCAGUGUAUACCGACCCCGCUGGCCUGGUUUGCUCAUCAGCUGCCGGUGUGGUUCCAGAAACUCAGUGUGGUGGGAAUGUUUGUUAUCGAGAUCGCCGUUCCCUUCAUGUUCUUCAGCCCCAUACGAAGACACCGACUCGUCGCCUUCUACAUGCAGGUUCUGCUACAGUUGUUCAUCAUCCUGUCUGGGAAUUAUAACUUCUUUAAUAUUCUCACCAUCACCCUGUGCAUGUCGCUGCUGGAUGACCAACAUGUGAACUUCUGGCUCCGAAGAUCCACGCCAAAGACUGAGAGCACAUCAUUCCAGACUCUGUUCUCUUGGUUGGCUGUGAUGUUAGAGAUCGGCACAUGCGCUCUGCUUGGCUACUGGAGCGUCAGAUACUUUGACCUGCAGGUGGACUGGGAAAAUAAGAGCGUCUCCUCCAAAACAGGAUUUACGUAUUUUGAGUUCAACGGCUUUCUAAAGACGGUCACGGUGCCUAGUAUCUGGAUUGGCGUGCUGUCUCUCACAUGGGAGAUCAUUUCUGCCAUGUUUAAGUGUGCUUUUGUGAGAGGAGUGUUGUGGCGUCUCUGGAACACAAUCCAGUGGGCGGUUAUGGCUGCGGCUACAGUCUCCAUGUUUGCCGUCAGUCUGGUUCCCUACACCUACAUUGAGUAUGAUGCACACAGUAACCUCUGGCCUGGGAUCCGGACAGCGUUUGAGGUGACCGAACGUUACCAGCUAGUCAACUCGUAUGGAUUAUUCCGGAGAAUGACCGGGGUUGGAGGCCGUCCAGAAGUGGUCAUUGAAGGCAGUAUGGAUCGCAACACAUGGACGGAGAUCGAGUUCAUGUAUAAGCCGGGGAACAUGAGUGCAGCUCCCCCUGUGGUGACUCCGCACCAGCCCAGGCUGGACUGGCAGAUGUGGUUUGCUGCUUUGGGGCCGCACGCACAGAGCCCCUGGUUCAGCAGCCUCCUUCACAGCCUCCUGCAGGGCAAACGAGACGUGAUCAGACUCAUUCAGACAGAUGAGUCUCAGUAUCCGUUCAGCAAACAGCCUCCUGCAUACCUCCGAGCUCACCGCUACAAAUACUGGUUCAGUGAGCCCAAAGAGGACGGGUCAUAUCCUCAGCGAUGGUGGAGACGGGUGUACGUGGAAGAGUUCUAUCCCAUGGUGCACCUCGGUGACUCUUACCUUGAACAGAUGUUGGUUCAACAUGGUUUAAAGGAGAAAGCUCCUCCGAGGCGCAGCUCGAAUGCUUGGCUGCCGCAGUUAUUGCAUCAUGUUGGUGAGCAUGCCCGUGAGAUGCCGACUCCUCUUCUGCUCUGGACUCUCUUCAGCUCGGCAGCGACCGUGUGUCUCCUCAACUCUCUGCGAUCACGUGCACGUCAUCACCAGCACGAAUCGCUCCAGAACAAACACGCAGAUAAACAGGUCACAGGAUGGACGCACUCCAAUGUGGCACAAGAGGAUGCGAAGAAACAGGAGGAGGAGAAGGAUGAUGCAGAGGAAGAUAGAAAAGAGCAGGAAGAAGAUGCAACAAGUGAGGAAGAACAGGAAGGAGAUAUUGAAGAGGAAGUGAACACAGAGGAAACGGAUGUGGACAGCCUCAGGAAAAGGAAGUGAGGUUUUUUCAAAUAAUCGUCUGUGGCUUUAAAUGAAAUUCUGGACUCUAAUACCAGCUCAGGGUAAUGACAUCUACCACAAAACAUCAGCACUUACACCCUCGUUGUGUCAAAACAUUGACUCUUCUCUGUUUUCACAGGCAGUUUUGAGAGAUGUAGGCAGUGUAGUGACGCAUUCAUGUUUCCCAGUAGUGUCCUGGAUGUACCCGCCAGUUUAAUUCAACUAAAAUGGGUUGAAGGGCCACACUGCAAAACUUUUGUCGUAUGGAUUGCUCUGACAGGUAAAUAAAGUAGGUUAUUGUUUUUCCCAGUAUGCACUUAACUGCUUGCACCCUACAUAUAUAAAAACAGCAGGAUGUCUUCCACCAUGAGACCUAAAAAUAACUGUAAGAAACUACAUUUAAAUGCACAUACUGGACCUCAUUAAACAGAAGAGGGAAAUUUAUGUUUUUAAAAUCAUCCUUACAUAAAUUACACUUUGAAUGCAACAGAAUGCCAAAAACAGCACUUUUAUGAACAAUUUAGACAGACAUUAUUUUGUUCAGCUUGUGUUUUAUGAAUGAAGCCCAGUAUGUGCUGUGCCUUACGGUACACCAAGAGCAUCACAGAAAUCUAGAUAUCAGAAAAUAUGACUUUCACUUCGACUGUCAUCUUGUACAGGUGGUGUUAUAUGUCAUGAAAUUGUUUAUCGGACUGUAACUGGUUAUGGUCUGUGAUAUUUGUGUAUUGUAUUGUAUUGUAUUGUAAUAACAUAUUUGACCACUGUGGUGUAGUAUUGCAUGUGUAUUGUGUUAAUAUGAGUGAAGAUGUGCAAAAAAACAACACUCGGCUUUAAUGUUUUGUAACAUUUUUAAUAAACGUAGAAAAAUAUACAGUGACACAAGCACCAUUAUUUCCAAAGAAAUGUUAAUUUGAAACAAUUUAAAGUAAAAUUAAUUUUAUCUUAAAUUACAUACGAAUACAUAAG
This is a messenger RNA of Sinocyclocheilus grahami, 3291 nucleotides long. Its product is annotated as lipase maturation factor 2-like. NCBI's taxonomy places the organism in Eukaryota, Metazoa, Chordata, Actinopteri, Cypriniformes, Cyprinidae. The transcript is spliced from 14 exons. The coding region runs from base 130 to 2325 and encodes 731 amino acids. The record is from RefSeq and is a predicted model, not a curated record. Gene Ontology annotation, cellular component: endoplasmic reticulum membrane. Gene Ontology annotation, biological process: protein maturation.